AUGUUAAUGGACGGCGUAUCGGAUGUGAUUGCUGAGGGUUCUUCUGAGAAUCCCGCUACUAAAAUAAAACCUUCACGAUCUACAGGUUCUUCAGGUGCAACGGCAGAGGAAGUACCGAAGUAUAACUUUGGUGAAAAAAAGAAGAAGAAGGCACCGACAUCUGGUGAUGCUUCAAAAACAGAAAUCAUUGAUGGUACCGGUCAAGUUUUUGUACGUGGUCAUAUUUAUCCUUAUGAGGAGCUUUUGACGCGUGUCCAAACGUUGAUCAAUACACAUAGCCACGACCUAUCGGGAAAUAAAAAAUACACUAUCCGCCCACCACAGGUUGUUCGUGUUGGUUCUAAGAAGGUUGCCUGGAUCAACUUUAAGGAUCUUUGCACUGUGAUGCGUCGAAGCACAGAUCAUGUGCAUCAAUUUGUGUUAUCUGAGCUUGGUACUGAGGGUUCCAUUGCUGGUGACGGUCAAUUGGUGCUAAAGGGGAAGUACGGCCCCAAGAACAUUGAGAGUCUGCUACGCAAAUACAUUACUGAAUAUGUGACAUGUUCCAUGUGUAAAAGCGCAAACACGACAAUGGAGCGUGACUCACGUGCGAGAUUAUUCACUCAGCACUGCGAGGCAUGUGGUGCCAACAGGUCUGUGAAUCCUAUCAAGAACGGUUUCCAUGCUUUGAACAGAGGAGAGCGUCGGAAGGCGAAGGUUUGA
Babesia sp. Xinjiang is the source of this 702-nucleotide messenger RNA. RefSeq names its product Eukaryotic translation initiation factor 2 subunit beta. The record is from RefSeq and is a predicted model, not a curated record. The transcript is spliced from 7 exons. Gene Ontology annotation, molecular function: translation initiation factor binding; translation initiation factor activity; mRNA binding. NCBI's taxonomy places the organism in Eukaryota, Apicomplexa, Aconoidasida, Piroplasmida, Babesiidae. Bases 1 to 702 code for a protein of 233 amino acids. Gene Ontology annotation, biological process: formation of translation preinitiation complex; formation of cytoplasmic translation initiation complex; translational initiation. Gene Ontology annotation, cellular component: eukaryotic translation initiation factor 2 complex.